CUCGUCCUUGAUUUCAUCGACAGCGUUUCUGUGUUUUUUUUUUUUUUCCAGCGUGUCGGCGUCGGAAGCUGAAACCAGCGUUCUAAUGGAGUCGCUCUCCUCCGCCGCCGCCUCGCGGCGGUUCCCUCGCUUCUCCGGCGCCGGGAUCGAUCCCCGCCGCGGGAAUCCGAUCGGCCAGGUUAGGGUUUGCGGCGGCACGGGUCGCGAGGGGUGCGCCGGAUCGAGGGCGCCUCGCGGCGAUUUGAGGUCCGAGUUUGGGGACGAUGGACACGUGCGGUAUUACGGCGGGGAGCCGAGGAUUGGUUGGAACGGGGAGGGGAGGAAGGAAGGCGGGAAGGCGGAGAUCAAGAAGAGGCUGAGGAUGUCGAGGGGAUUGAGGAAGGAGGAGGAUUUUUCCGAGUUUUGUCGGAUGGAGCGUCGCGGCGGCGGCGGCGGCGGCGAGGUUGUCGAAGGUCGGGAGAAGCCGAUCUCGGAAGCAGCGGAGGUUUUGCUGAAACAACUUGAAGAGCUGAAGUCAGAGGAGAAGGAGCUGAAGAGAAAGAUAAAAGAACAGAAGGCCAAGCUUAAGGCGGAGCGAAAGAAAGUUAUGAUGGAUUCGGAGUCGUCGUCCUGCUCCUCCUCCUCGGAAUCCAGUGACAGUGAGUGCGGGGAGGUGAUUGACAUGGGCCGCCUGAGGACAGAAGUUCUUGCGAAAGAAGAGGAUAACAAUGCCGGAACUCUCAAGUUGCCAAAUGGGGUUCUGUACCGCAAGGCAACAACUAGCAGUCCUAGCAAUGUUGCAGCCAGUGGUGUGGUGGUGACGAAAAGGAUUGAAGUGUGCAUGGGUAAGAAGUGCGGGAACUCAGGAGGACCGGCGUUGUUGGAGGCAUUCAAGAAUGCGGUUGGUGUCGUUGAAGGUGCUGUUGUUGAAUGCAAGUGCCUGGGCAAGUGCAGGGACGGCCCUAAUGUGAGGGUCUCGAAUAGCUUGGGUGAGAAUCCAGCUCCUGAAGCAGAUGAUUCCGUCAGGAUUCCGGUGAAUCCUUUACUUAUCGGGGUCAGCUUGGAAGAUGUUGAUGCUAUAGUGGCUAAAUAUUUAGGGAAGGAUGGAGAUCUGGGGUUGAACGCGGCAUAGUCGCUGUGCUGGAUGAUCUGCUAUAUAUGCACUGGCAUCCCAGGUACAAUUCAGUAAAUAUGUAUUCCAUCUCAAGCAUAGUCUCUGUUUCUGUUGUUAAGGUCUCUCGCUCUGUUCUUUAGGCAUCCACCGAGUGCUGUAGUCCCUCUAUAAUCUUUUCUUUGGAAGGAUUUGUACCAGUCCUAAUUUCCUUCAUUUGACAUAUAUAAAAUGGUGGACAACAUUCAUAUGGAUUACUGAGGAAAAUAUGAUCACUCUAUCGAGAUCUGUAGUUUCUUUGCCCGGAA
Eucalyptus grandis is the source of this 1398-nucleotide messenger RNA. Its product is annotated as diacylglycerol O-acyltransferase 3. NCBI's taxonomy places the organism in Eukaryota, Viridiplantae, Streptophyta, Magnoliopsida, Myrtales, Myrtaceae. The record is from RefSeq and is a predicted model, not a curated record. The coding region runs from base 86 to 1111 and encodes 341 amino acids. The transcript is spliced from 2 exons.